UUCUGUACUUUCCCGGUUUUAUUUGGACUGUAUACGUAGCAUUGAGUCAUUGAUCAAUGACCGUUGGCAAUUGUUAGUGUUUAUAUCUGUAUCUUCUAAUUAUUUAUGAAGUUGAAUCUCUUUUGUUAACAGAUAUUGCAGAUUCUGAAUUGCGCGAUAAAAUAAGCAAUUGAUUUCAGUUAAUGCAUGAUGGAGUCGAGAAUUACUUCAACAGACAAUGAAAACGAAUUUACACCAAGGGCCUAUCAGAUAGAGCUUUAUGAAAAGGCUGUGCAACACAAUACUAUCCUUUACUUGCCAACCGGUGCAGGAAAGACAUACAUAGCGAUUAUGCUUCUGAAACAUUUCAGUGGUGAUGUACGCAAACCUUAUGCAGAAGGUGGAAAACGUAGCAUAUUUGCUGUAAAUACAGUAGCAUUAGUAAUGCAACAAGCAGAUUACAUAAGAAGACAUACUGGAUUAACAUGUAAAGGAUACAGCGGGGACAUGCAGGUGGAUUAUUGGAAAGUAGAACAAUGGAUGGCUGAAAUAGAAGCACAUCAAGUUCUAGUAAUGACAUCACAGAUUUUUUUGGAUAUACUUUCACAUGGAUAUAUGAAAUUAGAUAGAAUAAACUUGAUUGUGUUUGAUGAAUGUCACAGAGCUGUUUCAAAUCACCCUAUGAGACAGAUUAUGCAACGAUUUGAAGAUUGUCCUAAAGAAAAACAACCACGAGUCUUAGCCAUGUCAGCAACAUUAUUAAACGCGAAUAUAAAAUUAGAUAAAAUUGAAAGUACUAUUAGGUCCUUAGAAAUAACAUUCCACUCGAAGAUUGCCACAGUAGAUUCAACAGAUUGCAUCGAAGGAUAUUGCACAAAUCCAAAAGAAAGUAUUGUAAAAUACACAUCAUAUCAACCUCCUUCAGUAAUGGUACAAAUAAGUGAAAUAAUAGAUGAAGCUAUAGAAAUAUUAAAAAACUUAAAUUUGAAUCUGGAUGAUUUGUAUAAGGAAUCUAGUCCCCAAAUGCGACCUAAGCCGAAAUCUUCCAAGUUAAUUGCUAUUCUAAAUGAUAUUAAAAGCACCACAACACAAACAGGAAUAUAUGGUGGUAGCAAGUCAGCUUUACUACACAUAAUCCAGAUAGAGUCUUUAAAAAAAUAUUGUGAUGAUCAAAUAACAGAGAUUGCUUUGGAUUUUAUGAAAACACAAAUAAUAUUAAUAAGAAGAUUGUUCUAUCAACAAAUGAAGAAUUUUACAGAAUUAGAUCAAUUGUACAAAUUCACAUCUGACCAAGUUCGUAAACUAUUUGAAAUAUUAGCUGACUUUAAUGGCAAACUAUUGUACAAUCAAAAGUUUUGCUGCAUUAUUUUUGUCAAAGAGAGAUUCAUGACACAAGUCAUAUAUCAUAUAUUAAAAAAAUUACGCAAUCAUGAUCAACGGUACACCUUUCUUUCGCCCGAUUAUAUAAUUGGAUUCCAAAAUAGUCCUUACAAAUAUAGUAGAGAGGUGACAUGUAUCGCAAAAUGGAAUAAGGACGUUUUACAAAGAUUUAAAACUGGUGCAGCAAAUUGUAUCGUAGCGACUGAUGUCGUUGAUGAAGGUAUCGAUGUUCCAUCAUGCACCUUGAUCGUACGAUAUGAUAUGCCUUUGGAUUUCAGAGGGUACGUUCAAAGUAAGGGUCGAGCGCGUCACAGUACCAGUCGUUACAUAGUCUUAAUGCCAAAUGAUGAUUCAAAUUUUCUGCAGAAAUAUGAGUUGUAUAAAAAUAUGGAAUUUAAAUUGAAAACGUUGUUGGUGGGACAAAAUAAACUGCGUACGUUGCCUACUGAAAGUGAUAUUGCAAACUCUCUAUAUACAUACGAGAUCGAGCCAUAUACUGUGAGAUCAAAUGGCGAAAUAGUGAGCUGUAUAACGGAAGGAUCUGUGGUCAGUUUGAUAAAUACGUAUUGCAAUACUUUAUUGAGAUCCAAAUUCGUUCACUUGGUUCCUGUGUGGAAAGUAUACGAAGAGAAAGAUUCAAAUGGAGAGACAUUGUAUCGGAUAAGUCUGAAACUACCGAGCGUAUCACCAGUGAAAGCCACAAUUCACAGCGAUUUUAUGAAGAGCAUAGAUAAUGCCAAACGAUCGGCCGCUAUGAAGAGUUGCAUACAAUUGCACCAGAAAGGCGCAUUAUCAGACAAGUUAUUACCCGCAACUGAGACUGCAGUCCUGCAAAACUUGAAUCAUUUAUUCCCACAUUGGGUGGAGGAAAAAGAUUAUUUGCCUGGCACAUAUAAAAAGAAACGAAAUCACAAGCUAAUGUAUCCGACGGCAUUAUACGGCGGGUUCCCAGGGCCUUUGAAGAAGUUGUAUCUUCAUGUACUCAAUUGUACUCCUACGUAUUCCAUGAUGAAUUAUGAUAACAGACGCAUGGUUUUUUAUUCUUUACUUGAUAACAAAAGUGGUUUUGGUAUCCUUUCUACGAUGAAUUUACCAGAGAUACCGCCUUUCCCGAUUUUUAUGAAGGAUGGUAAAUUAAAUGUCGAGGUGAAACACAAUUUUUCAACGACAAUACUGAGCGGAAAAGAUAUCGAAUCGCUCAAAAGAUUUCAUUUCUUGUUGUUUACUGACAUCAUUCCCGUCAUCAAAGACUUUAUGCUUUUUGAUAACGAUAAUCUUGAGAAUUCCUUCCUAAUUGUUCCAUUAAAUGAAAAACAAGAGAUAAAUUGGGAAAUUGUCAGAUCGCAUCAAUAUGUGGAUCGUAUCAUGCCGUCUAAACCUUUUCACUUUAAACAUAGCGAUUACGAAUUAGCGUUAGUUACACCGACUUACAGAGGAUCAACGAAUGUAUACAUAGUUACGCGAGUAUGCGAUGACCUCACACCUGAAUCAUGCUUCCCCAACGAAGAUUUUGAAACGUUUACACAUUAUUAUAAAGAAAAACAUGGAUUAACUAUUGAAAAUCUGCAGCAAUCGAUGCUGGAAGUAAAGCCUAUACCGGUCAAGAUUAAUUACAUAAAACCGAGGGCAUUGCUCAACGGUCCGGUGAAAUAUAAGAAAGCGGACGACACAGUAGAGGAUCUUCAGGAACAUCUGAUUCCAGAGCUGUGUUGGAAAAUAAACUUCCCGGCUUUGUACUGGUUGAAAGCAACAACAUUGCCUACAAUUCUUCAUAGAAUUUCUCAACUCUUAAUCGCAGAAGAUUUGAAAGAAAUUAUCGCACAAGAGACUGGCUUAGGAGAAAUUGCAACGUCGCUACAAAAAUGGCCUUCAAUAGAAAAUAUUGAGAAAUCGAGGGAGGAGGAAUCUAAUCAUGAAUCAGACUUAACGAUGGAUGACUUGAUUGAAAAAACGCAACCGAAUCAACCGGAUCUGUUGGAAAUAGACUGUUCCCUGUUGAGUGACCAAGAACCCCAAGAUUUGUAUCGCCAUAUGGAUGAAGUACAAAUGAUCGACAUCCAGUAUUAUCAUCAUUUUAUGGUCACAAGCAACGAUGAAAAGGAUAAAAUUCAAAAAAAUACGAACAAAAGUGUUGGUAAAUAUAUCGCGAAGCCAACAGUAUUGGUACCACCGUUGAAUGUCCUUGCGUCGGAGAGACUUGAUAUGUCAUGCGGUCCUAGCGCAGCGGAAAUCAUGCCUGCGCUGACCACUAAGCUGGGGAUGGAUGUAUUCAAUUUGGAGCGAUUGGAAACCUUAGGCGAUUCGUACUUGAAAUUUAUCGUAUCGCUGUUUUUGUAUCACGAGUUCCCGAAUUUCGCUGAAGGCCAAUUGACGACGUUGAAGGGAAAGAUUAUCGGCAAUCGGAAUCUUUACUACUGCGGCGAGAAUAAGGAUAUUCCCGGGCGCAUAAAGAACGAUGCGUUCGUCCCUAUGAGCAAUUUUAUUGCACCCGCAUUCACGGUGCUACGUCCGCUGCAAGAUAUUUUCUUGAACGAAGAGAUCGCACCGAACGUGUUGUACGAACUUCAUAUACCGACCGAAGAGAGAUUUACUGGAAUUAUAUCUGAAGAUACGAAAAAUGAAAUGCAAGAGACGGUAAUUAAUUGGGACAAAGGUGAGCUGCAAACUGGCUUCGAGCAUUAUCUCGGCAUUCAAAUCUUAUCCGAUAAAACCGUGGCGGACGUGGUGGAAGCCCUGAUUGGUGUUUAUCUGAAGAGCAACGGUAUAAGAGGCGCCACGAAGCUACUCAAAUGGUUCAAUAUAUUGCCAGAUAUUCAAAUUGAUAACUUACUGUAUAGCGAACCACCGAAUCCUAUAAUAGGCAGUGGAAAUGUCAACCAGUUUAUGCCAUGGGCGAAUAACAUAGAAACUCAAUUCGGUUAUAAAUUCAACAAUCGAGCAUAUUUGUUGCAGGCGUUCACGCAUCCAUCUUAUACAGCAAAUGCGAUAACCGAGUGCUAUCAAAGAUUAGAAUUUCUCGGGGAUGCUAUAUUGGACUUUUUAAUUACAUGUUAUAUUUAUGAUAACUGUGGAGACUUGAGUCCUGGUGAGCUCACAGAUCUGAGAUCUGCGCUCGUAAACAAUAUAACAUUCGCUUGCUUGGCAGUGCGGUACGGUUUACAUACCGCAUUAUUGGCGUACGCUCCAAAAUUGCACGAAGCAAUCGAUCGUUUUGUAAGAUUCCAAGAAGAGCGGAACUAUGUAGUUGACGACGAAUUGCUGUGUAUACUGCUCGAAGAGGAAGAUUGUAGCUUGGCAGAAUACGUUGAUGUUCCGAAAGCUCUCGGUGAUAUAUUCGAAUCGUUAAUUGGAGCCAUCUAUCUCGAUAGUAAAAAAAAUCUUGUAAAAGUUUGGCAGGUUAUAUAUUCUCUUAUGCAUAAGGAAAUCGAGAUGUUUAGUAAAAAUAUUCCUAAACAACCGGUACGAGUAAUACAUGAAAAUACAGACGCACGACCUAAGUUCUUAGAAGCGACAUUGAUUGAAGGUACUGGCACAAUUAUGGUGCCUUUAAAAAUAACUAUUAAUGGAAAGGACAAGGUCUUCCAUGGUUUUGGAAUGAAUAAAAAACAGGCUAAGUGCGCAGCUGCGAAGCAAGCUUUAAAAAGACUGCAAAAGGAGAAGUAGCUCCGCUUCAAUUAUUUUAUAUAACACAUAUGCACGCAUAUACAUAUAUUGAUGUCCAAAAGUUAAACAUAACCAGUUCAUUUGCAUGUUUUUUUUUUAAUUUUUUUCUGUGUACAUUUGCCUGUACACAGAGAUUGGUUUAAAAUAGCCACACACCGUGAUAAACAAUCCCGCUCUUCCCUCCCUUUCAAC
Linepithema humile (Argentine ant) is the source of this 5214-nucleotide messenger RNA. RefSeq names its product Endoribonuclease Dcr-2 (gene Dcr-2). Gene Ontology annotation, biological process: pre-miRNA processing; siRNA processing; apoptotic DNA fragmentation. Gene Ontology annotation, molecular function: ribonuclease III activity; deoxyribonuclease I activity; RNA binding. Gene Ontology annotation, cellular component: RISC complex; nucleus; cytoplasm. The record is from RefSeq and is a predicted model, not a curated record. Lineage: Eukaryota; Metazoa; Arthropoda; Insecta; Hymenoptera; Formicidae.